Molecule: messenger RNA, 888 nt
Organism: Fomitiporia mediterranea MF3/22
Lineage: Eukaryota; Fungi; Basidiomycota; Agaricomycetes; Hymenochaetales; Hymenochaetaceae
Exons: 8
Coding region: 1-888 (295 amino acids)
Source: RefSeq, a predicted model, not a curated record
AUGCCUUAUAAUCCACCUACAAAGGUACUAGAGAAUCAACCUGAGACACUAACAACCAAACAUAUUCUAAAACCUUCAGCAAAAGUGAAGAGUAUGGCAGAUGAUAUGACAAAGAAGAGUCAUCCUUCUCCUACUGAGAGUAAGAAGCUGGAGACAGAGAAGAGAAAACUGAGUAUUCUACUCUAUCAGGUAGAGGAUACUGGCUCAGAAACACUGUCAAGUAAUGUCCUUUCUAGUGGACAAGAGGCACAAACUAAGGAGGCAUUUGUAGAAUAUGGAGAGGAACUGUCAGAACUGGAUGUAGUCCAUUUGCUUGCUACUAAAGUUACUAAGGGCUUGCUUUCCUUCAAGAGUAUUGAGCUGGAUAGUGAAACAUUUGAAGAAGAAGACACUAUUAUGUCUACUCCUGUGGUACUCAGGCAUCAAUUAGUAAACAACACUGUCAAAACUGAUAGUGAAAGACUAGUCAAACUAGUGUCUGCCUUAAUGAAGUUGAUACCAACAAGUGUAGAGCUUGGCUACAAAGCAAGCUGGUCAUCAAAGACAGGUAGCAAGCAAAAUAUUAUGUUUAUCAUGUCUUUGGAGGAGCUUGCUGAUUUCUGGGAGGAAUACAAAAGGUAUAAUGCAAAACCAGGCAAGAAAUGUGAGAUUACAGUAAAAAGGCCUGUAGGACAUGGAUCAGGGCAGACUCAGGAGGGUGUAAGAGACUUUAGUAUAGUUGAAACAAGUCUAGCAUCCUUAGCAGCUCAGGACUCAAUUGAGGAGUUGCUUCAGACAGUAAUUCAAGAACACAAAGUAUACACACAUGUAAAUAUAAAGGACCAUACUCAACACCUUAUGUCUGGCAUUGUUACUGCCAGCAGUACAUUGAACAAGACUGUAAUGUAG